Molecule: messenger RNA, 1598 nt
Organism: Trifolium pratense (red clover)
Lineage: Eukaryota; Viridiplantae; Streptophyta; Magnoliopsida; Fabales; Fabaceae
Exons: 1
Coding region: 152-1357 (401 amino acids)
Source: RefSeq, a predicted model, not a curated record
UCCAAUCUUUUUAGAUGCUAUAAAUCAACAAGGUUUGUGUACAAGCAAAAGUCCCUCUCUGUCUCUGUCUCUAAACUCCACAAAACUCACCACUCAUCUUCACCUUCCUGAUACGCACCAAAACACAAAUUAAAUAAAUAAAUAAAAAAAAAUGGUCGACGUAGACCGGAGAAUGACCGGUUUAAACCCGGCUCACAUAGCCGGUCUACGCCGUCUAUCAGCUCGAGCCGCUUCAUCUUCAUCAUCAACCACUUCUUCAUCUUUCCCAGAACGUAACAGUAACAGUUUAUUCUCAUUUUCUUCAGUUGUUGAUAAAGUCAUAACACAGCUCCAUAACUCCGGCGUAGAAGUUCAACCCGGUCUCUCCGACGCUGAAUUCGCACGUGCAGAAGCAGAGUUCGGUUUCGUUUUUCCACCGGACCUCCGUGCAAUUCUCGCCGCCGGUAUGCCAAUCGGACCUGGAUUUCCUGACUGGCGAUCUAACGGCGCUCGGCUUCGUCUCCGAGCGUCGUUAGACCUUCCGAUCGCGGCGAUUUCGUUUCAGAUCGCAAGGAAUGCUUUCUGGUCGAAAUCUUGGGGAUUAAGACCUUCCGAACCGGAAAAAGCAUUGCGAGUUGCGAGAAAUGCUUUGAAGAAAGCUCCAUUACUGAUUCCAAUUUUCAACCAUUGCUACAUUCCUUCAAAUCCUUCACUCGCUGGAAAUCCAAUUUUCUACGUCGAUGAGAAUAGAAUCUUCUGUUGCGGUUUUGAUCUCUCUGAUUUCUUUCAACGUGAAUCACUCUUUCGAAGCUCUGAAUCAUCCGAUCCGAAGAUUCUCAUGAAACAGAGAUCCGUUAGCGAGAAAUCCGCGGGUUCUUUAACGGUUUUCUCACGGAGGAGUCUCGAUGCCGGAGGGAGGACGCCAAGGUGGGUGGAGUUUUGGACAGAAGCCGCUACAGAUCGUCGCCGGAGAAACUCUUUAUCGUCGGAUUCAUCUUCGCCGGAGAGAUUUUUCGAUAUUCCACCACGGAGUGUUAUUCCAGGGUGGGUUGAUGAAUACAUAGGGAAAAUCGGGUCGGUUUUGAAAGCGGGUGGAUGGAGCGAACCGGAUAUAACAGAAAUGGUUCAAGUUUCAGCUUCUGGAUUCUUUGAAGGUGAAAUGGUGGUUUUGGAUAAUCAAGCUUUGUUAGAUGCUUUGUUAUUGAAAACGGAUAAGUUUUCGGAUUCGCUCCGAAAAGCCGGAUGGAGCUCCGAAGAAGUAUCCGAAGCUUUGGGUUUCGAUUUUCGACCCGAAAAGGAAAGGAAACCGGUUAAGAAGCUGUCGCCGGAGCUUGUGGAAAAAAUUGAGAAACUAGCUCAGUCAGUUUCCCGGUCAUGAUAUAGUAAUACUUUAAUUUUCCCUUUUUAAUUUUUUUUAACUUUUUUUUUAAGAUCUCAGGUUUUACUUUUGAGUUGGGGAAACGUGUUGUAAUAGGAAACAAAGUGCACAAAAUAGUUUGAAAAGGUUUAAUUUUACAUUUUAUUAUUAUGAUCAUGCUAAUUUCUAUCUUUAUAUGUAUACUACAAAAUUAUAGUAAGUUCAAAAUAAAUGAUCAACGGUUGAAUUUUUUUAUGAUCUA